This is a messenger RNA of Nasonia vitripennis (jewel wasp), 14986 nucleotides long. It is a transcript of the gene Dhc98D, whose product is annotated as dynein heavy chain 10, axonemal. Gene Ontology annotation, molecular function: dynein light intermediate chain binding; minus-end-directed microtubule motor activity; dynein intermediate chain binding. The coding region runs from base 179 to 14899 and encodes 4906 amino acids. The transcript is spliced from 60 exons. Gene Ontology annotation, biological process: microtubule-based movement. Gene Ontology annotation, cellular component: dynein complex. The record is from RefSeq and is a predicted model, not a curated record. NCBI's taxonomy places the organism in Eukaryota, Metazoa, Arthropoda, Insecta, Hymenoptera, Pteromalidae.
AUAUACAUACCUAUGCUUAUCGAUCUGUUGAGUGCACCGGACGCUAUGAACCCGGGCAGCGUGUUUGGAACCAUAGAAACGCACGGGUGUGUAACCUUUGUUUAGUCUAACGCAUCAAGAGCUCGGUAACCUUAUCGCAAUAUGUAGGAUUUUGCUUUUAGUAGUUUUAGAUAGUAAAAUGUCCGAAGUAACGGAAAAUGACGAUGUUUCGACGACGGCGAGUAACCCUAAUGGCAGCGUGGAAGCUGAAAGCGAAAAAACGUUCAAAUUAUCGCCUUUGGCGACUAUGGAUUGUCGAAUUCUCUGGAUACGUGAUAAAAUAAUGAAGUUUCUGGGCCUUGGUAAUACGCAGAUUGUAUUCAACGAUCUUAUGAAUAACAAUAAUCGUUAUAAUGAAGAGAAAUUAUUGAAUUUCUUGAAUACGGACACUUACGAAGUGGCUGAUCUUGAGUAUAAGCAAAUAUUCUUUUAUAAGACAUACCGAGAUGAGAUUGUUCAAGAAGAAGUCUCAAUUUGGGAAGAAGACAAAAGAAAAGCAAAGGGCAAAGUAGCGAAGAAGCCGAAAAAGUCGAAAAAACCUGUGAAAGGCAAGCUGGAACGUACGGAUUCGCUUCGCACGGACGACACUGCAGCUGCGGUGGAUAGUGCGAUCGAGUCGUCGACAGCCCUGCGAUCGAAUCAAUCAACGGGUGGUGAGAGCGACGAGGGAGGAGAAGAAGAUGAGGCUGACUACGAUGACGAUGAUCUCAACGACGAAGUCUUCGCUCUGCUGGUCAAGGAGAAGAGCCAACCGGCGUUGCACACCACAUCGUACGCAUCAGAAAGCUUCGUACCGCCUCCUGGAGAAGAAGAAAACUACAUAUUGACAAGGAAAGUGGUUGACCGAGUGGUCCAGAUCCCGGUGCUUCACUGCUUCUUCGGUGAGAUAGACGGUUCCUCCCCCGAGCUCCAGAACCAGCGUUUGAUCUACAUCCUGCGCAGCAACGACGCGUCCAUUCCCAGCUUCGACUCUCGCGCCGAGUGUUGGUCCGAGAUGCCCCGUCACGUCGUUUGCGGCUCGUUGCAGGCCCAGUUUCUUCCUGCCAUGGCCCAGAUCCUCAAACAGGUCUUUCUACCUCUGGCCGAAAAACAGUUCAGAGGACCAGAGGCAGCACAAGACAGGGCUGUCAGAGAUGCCCUGACAUCCAUGAUGGAGACGCCUGGGAUUGAGAGGGCUGCUGAGACGCUUUCCGAUCUGACAAAGUCCCAGGGCACAGCGUUCAUGCCUCCAUCCAACAUCCGCAGAGUGUCACUGAUGGUGGAAAGGCUGAGAAGUGAAGACGAACACUCUGAGGCGUCGAAAGUUUCUGGAGACGGAGUCUCGCAGUCCAGAACCGGAAGUAGAAGGUCCACAGAGCAGCCGAAGAAAUAUAUCGAACCUAGUAAAGCCGAAUUUUUGGACUAUCUGUCGAAACUCAUCGAAUCCGUGGAAUGGACUUUGGAUCACGUCGAAGGUGACACUCUACUGACGAUUCCUGACGUCUUUGAAAACUUGGAAGCAGGUGUAACAGAUGCCGAUCUCGCGAAGAAUACGAGAAUAAUCGAACAGCUCGAGGAAAUCGUCUUGUCGUGGGAAAAGCACAUCAAGAGGGUCUUGGAAUCCUAUGCCAACAAGUCACCACAAGGUAAAGGACCACUUGCCGAGUACUCGUAUUGGCACGAUAGAGAGUCCGGUUUAUCGCUGCUGGUCGAACAGCUGAGGUCGCCCGCGAUAGCUCGCAUUCAUGCGAUUCUAAAAACGGCCCAUUCGGCUAUUGGUUCGGGAUUCGAUUACUUCGCUCACGAGCUGAACGACUGCUACGAAGAGGCUAAGGAGAACAACAAAUUUUUGUCGACGGUACUGAGAUAUUUCAAGAUAGUGGCAGAAAGCGACUCGUUCGAGGGAAUAUCGAAGUUGAUGCCGUCAAUGUAUGAACACUUGAAAAUGAUCUGGAUUUUGUCCAAGUAUUACUCAACAGAAGAGCGGAUGGUUUCGUUACUCGAACGGAUAUCUUGGCAAUUGCGCCAGAACGUCAUGAAAAAUUUAGCCAUAAAACCACUGUUCGAUGAACCCUUAGAGACAGUUUUGGAGAAAACUAACGCAGCUCACAAGAUGCUUAAACUGUGGAAAACUGCGUAUCUCAAUACGCGCAAUAACAUCGAAUUGUCGGGAAAAGGCGCUCGCUGGGAAUUCGAACAGAGAAGGCUCUUCAAAGAUACCGAUUAUCUAGCUGCUGUAAGCGCAGACCUGCACGAGAUAGCCGGUGUCCUUCGGGACUUCUACAACAUCUUCGGUGAAGAGCUAAAAUCCAUCGUAGACGACCCGGCACGAAUCGACAGCAUAAUCGAUCGAGUAGGUCAGCUUCUCAUUCCUAUUCGCGCCGCUGAGAACGACGCUUUCAACGAGUACAAUCGCGAGAGUUGGGAGGCGACGAUGUCGUGGUUUCGAGGCGAAGUCGAGCGUCUGGAGAACGAGGCGAAGGUUUUCAUAGACGAGUGUUUCAAUGCUCUGAUAAGGGCCGAAGACGCACUGGCUAUGCUCAUGAAGUUCAGGGCCAUGAAGACCAGAGAAGCUGUACAUGAGAGACUCGCCAUGAAGUUCGACGUUAUCAUGCAGCAGUUCAGUAAAGAGAUCGACGAGGUCGAGGGUAUUUUCAAUAGGGGUAAACGAAAUCCGCCGCUUCUGCGCUAUCAUCCACCGAUAGCCGGUGCGAUUUACUGGGAACGUCAGCUUUUCCAUCGACUGAAGGGUCCGAUCCUUGUCUUCCAAGAAAUCGAGGAGCUCCGCGACAGCGAACUCAGGGCUUUUACUUUCGAGCAAUACGUCGCUGUGGCUAAGCAAAUGAAGGCUUACGAAGAUGCCAAAUUCGAGGACUUUGGACAAAAAGCUCUUAGUUUACUUCAGGGGACUAUGAGGCGGAAUGUGCUGACGGUGCAACCUUACGAGAGAAAAACUGUCGAUACGCGAGGCACGCAAUCGAAAAUGCUGAAAAUCACUAUGCUGAAGAAAAUCGGAAGUGGCGAUUAUAUCUCGACUACUGGGACGCCUAUGACGACUUCUCGCGGUGACGAGCGAAUCAGUUAUUUGAUGCCCAAUAAACCCAGUUUCGAUGCUAGGUUGUCUAUAAAUCCGAGUUUGAAAACGAUCGCCACCUUGAAAAGUGUUAAGACGCAGUAUCGAUCUGACAGAAAGUCUGAAGUCACACGUACCUCAAAAACUAGACCGUCAUCUGGAUCUACGAUUACGGAGAAACUACAGCAGCAAAUUCUCAAGAACACCGAGCUCAUGCGAGGUGCUAUUUUGCUGGAAAAUCAAAUCAAGUUGACUGUGAAUUUCGAUAGAAAAGUGUUUGACAUAAUAAGAGAGGCUGAAUUAUUGGAGCAUUUGGGGUUCGAACUGCCAGCAGUCAUACGUGAAGUUGGUAUCCAGAAGGACAGACUACACGAAGACAGCGAAGCUGUAGAGAAAAUGAUCAACCAGUACAACGAUAUCAUUGAGAAGUUCGAUGAUGCAGAUAUAUUACUACUGAAGCAUACACUCGAAAACGUGGAGAAACACAUCCAGCCAGGUGUCACUCGACUCAAUUGGUAUUCCCUGGGAAUCAAUGAUUACGCUACUGGAUGCAGCAAACUUCUGAAGAGUCUAGCUUCCAUAGUUGCUCAGGUCAAUCACAUCAGACGCGAUCUAGACUCGCAGAUAGAUGACGUACUUGGAAGGUACAACCUCUUCGCUACUAACGAUGAUCCAGAGGCUCCGGGUUACGAAUUACGUGGUUGCAAAGAAUUCUUUUUAGAAGUCGAAAGCAAAAGGACAGAGCUUGUGAGUGCGAUGCUGAAAUGUUACCAAUCCACAAGUCCUAUGUUGGUGAAGCUGGAAAGUCUCGUUGAGGGAACUUCAACUGGCAAAAGUCCAGCGAUGCUAUUGUAUUACGAGCGCUAUGAGCAAACCAUUUUUACGGCAUUCAUAACAUGUUUCGUACGAAAUUUGGAGCACUUGAAACAGCUUCUAGUAUCCAGCAAACCUCUUUUUCAAGUGAACGCUGCUUUGUUCGCCUCGGAGGUGGUGCUCAAACCGUCGGCGGGUGAGAUUUACACAAUCAUUCUACAAGACGUCAAGGACCUCAUGGAGAGACUUCGAGUUUUUCCGCGAUGGAUGGUGCGCACUUGUCUCGAAUGUCAGCCGCUGAAGGACGAGUCCGCGACGGAUUUUGUGAUUUUCAGCUUCUUCGAAGAUAUCAUGAGCGUUCAAAUAAUAAACGAGCUGAUUUUCGCUGUGCAAGAAACAUCGCAUCGAUUGUCUCAGGAUUGCUGGCGAUACCUUCACAAAUGGAAACAAUACAGCAAUCUGUGGUCACUCGAUAAGACUCAAGUCUGCGAAAAAUUCGCAGCUUCCAAUCCCACCCUCCAGCAGUACGAUGAGAAAUUCGGCUUCUACGACUCCAUCAUUGAAGAAAUCGACGAGAUGACGGAUCACUUCGACGUUUCUAGCAUAAGGAUCAACCUUCAACCUCUACUCAACGGCAUUAAGGAUAACGCGCGAGAAUGGAAGCAGGUGUUGGGCAACUUUCUUCUGACCGACACGGCGAAGGCGAUGACCGAUCUGAAAGACACGAUUGAGAGGUUCCGAGGAGAGGUGGAACUGGUCAUCAGUGGCUUGGAACGUUUUAAAAUCGUGAUGCAGUGCAUCAGCGACAUCAAGCGCAUGGCUAUCCAGGCGGAGGUCGAAUACUUGCAGUAUCAGGAAACUUUCAGAAUACUCAGAGCUCACAAAGUGGAAUAUCCUGCGGGCGACGAAGAAACCGCACACAAGUUGCAACAGGACUGGGAAUCUUUGUAUCUUGGAGCACUUUACAGAUCGAAUAGUCUCGAGAGUACAAAAGAUCAGUUUUGCGAUAUGACCACUAAAGAAAUCGAGGAAUUUGGUCGCGAGGUUGCCGAAUUUAUAGAGAAAUUCCAAAGCGAGGGACCAGGAAGCUACGGUGAAGAUUUGGACACUGGAAUGAAAAAAAUGGAUGAAUACGGCCAGCAAAUUUCUGAACUUGAACAAAAACUCUACGACCUAACAAACGCCGAGCUACUCUUCGACCUGCCUCCAGCAGACUACUCGAGCUUCUACUCCGUCGAGCGGGACUUCGAGGCGAUGGGCGAAUUGUUUAAGCUAUACAAGAGCCAGAAGACAGCAAGAGAUACCUGGGCCAAGACCCUAUGGGUCGACCUAAACCCUCAACAGCUGAUCGACGGGAUGGAUGCAUUUUUGAAGGAGUUUCGCAGGAUGCCAAAGGCUGUCAGGAGCCUACAAGUUGGCCGUGCUUUGGAGGCCAAUAUGAAGAGCUUCAAAAAUUCAGUGCCGCUGUUCGUUGAAUUGAAGAACGAGGCUAUGAGAGAGAGACAUUGGAAGGAGCUGAUGGACCGAACUGGAAAGCAUUUUGACAUGUCGUCAGACAGGUUCACACUCGAGAACAUGUUCGCCAUGGACCUGGCACGCUACCAGGACAUCGCCGAGUCGAUCGUGAACAACGCGAGUCGCGAACUAGCUAUAGAACGCGGUGUCCAGGAAGUAGCGCAAAUCUGGUCCACCAUGGAAUUCAAACUGCUUCGACAUACGAAAGUUGGCGAGGAUCGCGGCUUUGUGCUUGGCAGCGUUGAUGAACUAACUCAGAUUCUCGAAGACAACGCCCUGAAUCUUCAAAGCAUGUCAGCCUCCCAAUUCGUCGGUCCCUUCCUGAGCGUCGUUCAAAAAUGGGAAAAAGCUAUGCGCACAAUUGCUGAUGUCGUCGAAGCUUGGCUAGAACUUCAGCGACGUUGGAUGUACCUAGAGGGAAUCUUCGUCGGUGGGGACAUUAGAGCACAACUACCCGACGAAGCUAAGCGGUUCGACGAUGUGGAUAAGAGCUUUCGUAGAAUCAUGGUUGAUACUGCUAAAAAGCCGAAUGUUUUGGAAUGCUGCUCUAUACCGGGUCGUAAAGAAGAAUUCGAAGGGUUGAUCAUGGCUCUCGAGAAGUGUCAGAAAUCCUUGAGCGAAUAUCUAAAGAGCAAACGUGCCGUGUUCCCACGUUUCUCCUUUAUCAGCGACGAUGAGUUGCUCGGCAUUUUGGGAAGCUCCGAACCGAGUGUUAUUCAAGAACACGUAGGCAAGAUGUUCGAUAACCUGAGUAAAUUCAGACUUGGACCUGAUAGUCAGGAGCGAAUAGUCGCCAGUGCGCUAAUCUCGACUGAAGGCGAAGUCAUGGAAUUCAGGAAUCCGGUGGUAGCAGAAGGUAACAUCGAGGACUGGUUGGUCCAGGCACUGGAUGAGAUGAGACGAUCCAAUAGAUAUCUCACCAAGAAAGCUGUAUACGAUUAUGGAACCAUGAGCAAACCGAGAACCGAAUGGAUGUUAGAUUUUCAAGGCAUGAUGAUUCUGGCGGCUAAUCAAAUCUGGUGGACCGCUGAGGUUGAGAACGUGUUCAAGAAAAUUGCGAUGGGGAAGAAACGCGCUAUGAAAGAGUAUCUGCAACAGCUGAUUCAGCAGUUGGACGAAGUCGUGAAACUGAUGGGGGGAGAUACUCUUUCGAACAACGACAGAAAGAAGCUCGAUACGGUGUUGACUAUCGACGUUCACACGCGAGACAUAAUCGAAGGAUUCGUUCGAGAUAGCAUCAUGGAUGCUAUGGAGUUCGAAUGGGAAAGUCAAUUGCGAUUUUAUUGGGUACAUGACUUGGACAACGUGUGGAUGCAUCAGUGCACCGGAUCAUUCGAGUAUGGCUACGAAUACAUGGGAUUAAAUGGAAGAUUAGUCGUCACUCCUCUGACGGAUCGCAUUUAUCUUACCAUAACUCAAGCUCUGUCGAUGCAUCUUGGUGGAGCUCCGGCUGGACCCGCUGGCACGGGGAAAACCGAGACCACGAAAGAUUUAGCAAAAGCUCUAGGUCUUCUGUGUAUCGUGACCAAUUGUGGUGAAGGUAUGGACUACGUAGCUAUUGGUAAAACUCUCGGAGGUCUAGCUCAAUGCGGUGCUUGGGGGUGUUUCGACGAGUUCAAUCGUAUCGAUGUUUCGGUUCUCUCGGUAAUCUCCACUCAAUUACAGACCAUCAGAUCCGCUUUGCAGAGUAAAGCUACUCGUUUCAUGUUUGAAAAUCAAGACAUCACUCUAGACUCCAAAGUGGGCAUUUUUAUAACCAUGAAUCCAGGUUACGCCGGCCGUACCGAACUUCCGGAAUCCGUGAAAGCUCUCUUCAGACCCGUGGUCUGCAUCGUUCCGGAUAACGAGCUCAUUUGCCAGAUCAAACUAUUCAGUGCAGGUUUCCUCACGGCGAAGGUACUGGCUAAAAAAAUGACAGUUUUGUACAAUCUAGCUCGCGAACAGCUCAGCAAGCAGACUCACUACGACUUUGGCCUUCGAGCUCUCAAGUCCGUACUGAACAUGGCUGGGCAACUGAAGAGAACGUCAGGAAAUUUACCCGAGGAUGUGGUGCUUAUGAGAGCGUUGAGAGACAUGAAUCUGCCGAAGUUUAUCUUUGAAGAUGUGCCGCUAUUUUUGGGUUUGAUUAAGGAUCUGUUUCCUGGACUGGACUGUCCCAGAGUUAGAUAUCCUGACUUCAACGAUGCAGUCGAGAAGGCACUUAGGGAUAAAGGUUACGCCAUCAUACCUGAUCAGGUUGACAAAGUGGUACAGCUGUACGAAGUGAUGAUGACUCGUCACUCGACGAUGAUUGUUGGUCCGACUGGCGGUGGUAAGACCGUCGUUAUCCAAGCUCUUUGCGACGCUCAGACUCUGCUCGGCAAACCUUCGAAGCUUUACAUCUUGAAUCCGAAAGCCUGUACCGUCAUCGAACUCUACGGUGUUCUGGAUCACACUACGAGAGACUGGACCGAUGGACUGUUGAGUAACAUAUUCAGGGAGGUGAACAAACCUCUGGAUUCCAAUGUAGACGAGAAGAAGUACAUACUGUUCGAUGGUGAUGUUGAUGCCUUGUGGAUCGAGAACAUGAACUCCGUAAUGGACGACAAUAAAUUGCUGACUCUGGCUAAUCAGGAGCGAAUCAAACUUCAGGAUCACUGCAAUUUGUUGUUCGAGGUCGGUGAUUUGCAAUACGCGUCACCAGCUACGGUAUCCAGAGCUGGAAUGGUCUACGUCGAUCCAAAGAAUUUAGGGUAUCAACCGUUCAUGGAUAAAUGGAUCAACAGUCGAAACAAAUCAGAGCAAAGCGUGUUACGCUUUUUAUGCGAAAAAUAUGUUGACACCGGAAUCCGUUUCAUCAUCGACGGUUUGUUAGGUCUUCAGCAAGUCGUACCUCUGAAACUGAUAAUUCCUCAAACUCGCCUCAACAUGGUCACACAACUCUGCGUCACCAUAGACGCCCUCUAUCCAAAACCAGCAGUCGACGAGUAUCUUCGCGAUGAAGAUCGGAUCCUCACUGACGAAGAAGAAACUCUUCUCAUCGAGAAAACGCUGAUCCGCGACGAAACACUCGAGGCAGUGUACCUACAAGCUUGUUACUGUUCACUGGGCGCAGCUGUCACCUCGGAAUCUCGCAAAGAAUUCGAUGACUUCAUGAAGAAAACCUCUGGCCUGAUGAUGGUUGAAGACUCGGCUGAGAAGCCUGCGACCACUCGGUACAUGCCGACCCUCUUCCCUCAGCUUUACGAUUACCUUCUGGACGUGGAUAAGAGGAUCUGGGUUCCCUGGAAGUGGAUGGUGUCGAAGUAUGUUCACGAGAGGGGAAGACACUUUGGGGAAAUUCUCGUGCCUACAGUGGACACGAUCAGGGCAACUUGGUUCGUCGAGCUGAUGAACGAGGCCAAGAAGCCUAUGGUCCUGGUUGGAGAUACUGGAACUUCCAAGAGCGCUAUUAUUAUGGAUUUUCUGAGGAACCUGGAUGCGGAUAAGUUCAACCACCUGCCCAUCAACUUUUCCUCACGAACGACGUCACUGGACGUUCAGCGAAACAUCGAGUCGGUUGUGGAAAAACGUACGAAGAAUGUUUAUGGACCAGCCCCGGGAAAGCGUCUGAUCGUUUUCAUCGACGACAUGAACAUGCCGAUGGUCGAUACUUACGGAACGCAACAACCGAUUGCGCUGCUGAAGCUACUCCUCGAAAGGGGCGGGUUCUACGAUCGUGGAAAGGAUUUGAAUUGGAAGAACGUUAGAGACAUAAGUUUUCUAGCAGCAAUGGGAAAAUCGGGUGGCGGGAGACACGACGUGGAUCCGCGUUUCGUUUCUAUGUUCUCGGUUUACAACGUGACGUUUCCAGCUGACGAUACUCUUCACUACAUUUACAAGAGUAUCUUGUCGGGGCAUUUGGAGAUCUUCUUAGAUCCUAUUCAAGCAUUAGUCGAUGAGAUAAUUAAGAUCACUCUGGAGCUCUAUAAGCUCAUUAUCACUGAAUUGCCACCGACGCCGUCGAAAUUCCAUUACAUCUUCAACAUGCGAGAUCUGUCGCGAGUGACCGCCGGCUUGUUGCAAAGUGACCCGAGCCACUUUAAAACAGAUCAGCAAUUCGUGCGACUGUGGAGAAACGAAUUCACGAGAGUCUUUUGCGAUAGGCUUAUCUCCAAAUCGGAUCAAGACAUCGUGCAGGGCCACGUCGAAGAAAAAAUCAAAAGCUCGUGGGAUCUUGAGCCGGACACAACGAGCUAUGCUUUGCGAAAUCCCCUGCUCUUUGGAGAUUUCCGCAAUGCCUGCAGCGAAGAUGAAGUGCGUUUGUACGAGGACCUGCUUGACUACGAAGCGGUUUACAAUCUCUUCAUGGAGAUCCUCGAAGAGCACAACGAACGUCGCGGCAAGCUAAGCAUGGUUCUCUUCAACGAUGCACUGGAACACCUGACUAGAGUACACCGAACACUUCGUAUGCAACGUGGUCACGCAUUAGUUGUUGGUGUGGGAGGCAGUGGUAGACGAUCAACCGUAAGACUCGCAGCUUUCGCUGCCGAUUGCGAGCUUUUUGAAAUUGCUCUCACCAGGGGAUACGACGAAAUGGCCUUCCGAGAAGAUAUCAAGAAACUGUUGAUGGUCGUCGGAGUCGAGAACACCAAAACCGUAUUCCUGUUCACCGACGAACAAGUGGUGGACGAAAGCUUUCUAGAAAUAGUCAACAAUCUCCUGACGACUGGCGUUGUCUCGGCACUUUUCACGGACGAAGAAAAGGACGGCAUCGUCGGGGCUUGCAGAAACGCUGCCAAGGAUGCCAAUUUCGGCGUGACAAAAGAGAACGUUUGGGCGUACUUCGUGAAACGCAGCACGGAGAACCUUCGCAUCGCGCUGUCGAUGAGUCCAUCGGGCGACAUUCUUCGUGGACGUUGUCGAAACUAUCCAGGUCUAGUCAACUGUACGACGAUCGACUGGAUCUUCCCUUGGCCGGAACAGGCGUUACUAGCCGUCGCCAAUGUCACCCUCAGAGACAACGUCCACAUUCCUGAGAACCACAGGGACGCGGUGGUUCGCCACGCAGUUCACGUGCACAUGUCGGUGAACCGGUAUACGAGCGAUUUUCUUGCUAAGCUGCGUCGGCCUAAUUACGUCACGCCAAGGCAUUACCUCGACGCUCUCGAGACGUACGUCAACCUGUUGUCGGAAAGACGUCAGUACAUCGAAGCUCAGUGUCAGCGUCUAUCCGGUGGUCUGUCCCGCAUAGCCGAGGCAUCGGCGAAUCUAGACAAACUGAACGCAGUCCUAGCCGUUCAGCGACUGAAGGUCAAGAGUCAAACGCAAGAAUGCGAGGCGCUUCUGGCGACGAUCGGCGAGAGCACCUCGAUCGCUGUUGCGAAAAAGUCCCUCGGCGAGGAGAAGCGCAAGGAGAUCGAGGACAGAAAUAAAAUUAUCGCUAAGGAGUCGAGCGAGGCUAGAGAAGCUCUGGCGGAAGCUCAACCGGCCCUCGAUGGGGCCAGAAAGGCGUUGGGAGAUUUGGAUAAGUCCGAUAUUACGGAGAUAAGAUCAUUCGCAACGCCACCAGAACCGGUACAGGUAGUCUGCGAGUGCGUCGCAAUAAUCCGAGGACUGAAGGAGAUAUCAUGGAAGAGUGCGAAAGGAAUGAUGAGCGAUCCGAAUUUCCUGCGCGUACUCCAGGAGAUGAACUGCGACGAGAUAACGCUGAAGCAACAGCAGAUGGUCAAGGCUCAUCUGAAGAAGUCCAACAAAAUGGAACAAAUGAAGACCAUCAGCACAGCUGGAUACGGCUUGUACAAGUUCGUUCUGGCGGUUUUGGACUAUUGCACCGUUUUCCGUGAAGUGAAGCCAAAAAUCGACAGAGUCCAGGAGUUGGAGGCUGAAUCGGAAAAGGCGCGAAAGGCUCUGGACAAGGAAGAGCGCGAGCUUGAAAAGGUGGAGAAACAGCUGCAGGAGCUGAACGCAAAGUACGAAAAGGCUAUGACGGAAAGACAAAGCUUGCAAGAAGAGACAGAUCUGCUGCAAAGGAGACUCGUCGCGGCUGACAAGCUGAUCGGCGGUCUGUCUUCGGAGAACGAACGCUGGAAGAUGGAAUUGGAGGCGCUGAAAAACGAGCUUGGGAAAACAGUCGGCAAUUGUCUUCUGUCCUCCGGCUUUCUGGCCUACAACGGCCCGUUCACGUACGAAUUUCGAACUGAAAUGCUCUACAACGAUUGGCUGCAGAGUGUCUUGGAAAAGGGGAUUCCCCUGUCUCAGCCGUUCAAGAUAGAAAGUCAACUCAGUAAUGACGUUGAAAUUAGCGGAUGGAAUUCAGAGGGACUACCCCCGGACGAAUUAUCGGUUCAAAAUGCCAUUCUGACGGUCAGAGCGUCGCGAUUUCCACUGUGCAUAGAUCCGCAACAGCAAGCACUCAAGUGGAUCAAGAAACGGGAAGAGAAAGCCAAUUUGAAAAUGCUCACCUUCAACGAUUCGGACUUCAUCAAGCAGGUGGAAAUCGCUAUUAAAUACGGAUUUCCAGUGCUGUUCCAAGAUGUCGACUACGUCGAUCCAGUGCUGGACAACGUGAUCAUGAAGAACGUUCAGACUGUUUCCGGACGUUCUUUCAUAAUGCUCGGAGACAAGGAAGUUGAUUACGAUCCCAAAUUCCGUUUGUACCUGAUGACGAAACACUCCAAUCCAAUUCUGAAUCCAGCGAUUUACGCAAAAGCCACAGUCAUCAACUACAUGGUCACCACAACCGGUCUAGAAGAACAGCUACUGUCUGUAGUGGUCCGUACCGAAAGACCGGACGUCGAGGAACAACGCGAAGCUCUGAUAACCGAGACGAGUGCACACAAAGCACUGUUGCAGCAGUUAGAGGACAACCUGCUGCGCGAGAUUGCCAGCAACCAGGGAAACAUGCUCGACAACAUCGACCUGAUUGAGACCCUGGAAAGCGCCAAGUCCAGUGCUCACGAGGUCUCAACAAAGCUGAAAGAAGCCGUUAUCACCGCCAAACAGAUCGACGGCUUGCGAGAAGAUUAUAGGCCAGCCGCUAAGAGAGGAGCUAUCCUGUUCUUCGUGUUGGCUGACAUGGCUAUCGUGAAUUCCAUGUAUCAGUACUCUUUAAGCAGCUAUCUCGAGGUGUUUGUGCAAUCGUUAAAAAAAGCUUUGCCAGACGCCCAACUGCCCAGACGUCUCAUAAAAGUCGUGAGAACCUUGACGAGAAGCGUCUACGAUUACGGCUGUACGGGGAUCUUCGAGCGACACAAGCUUCUGUUUUCCUUCCAAAUCUGCACAAGAAUCGAGCUGGAUCAGGGCAAAAUCAAUCAAGCCCAAUUGGACUUUUUCAUCAAAGGCAACGUCUCGUUAGAGAGAUCCAGUAGAAUCAAUCCUACAGACGGCUGGUUACCAGUUGCCGGUUGGGAGGAUAUCCUAAAAUUAGCUGCCGAUUUCCCAGAUAAGUUGGGUAACUUACCGAACGAGUUGGAGACUCGUGAUUCGGAGUGGAAAAAGUGGUUCGACCUGGACAGUCCAGAAUCGGUCGACCCUCCAUGCGACUACUCAUCCCAACUCACAGCCUUCGAACGUCUGAUGCUACUCCGCUGUUUCCGUGUGGAUCGAGUUUACCGAGCAGUGGUCAUCUACAUCAGCCAAACGAUGGGCGAAGAGUACAUAACACCACCGAGUGUCGGACUCGAUGCCGUAUAUGAACAGAGUACCCCGACGAUGCCGGUCGUCUUCGUGCUAAGUCCGGGUUCCGAUCCUACGAGUGAAUUAAUCAAAUUGGCCGAGAGACAUGGUUCUGGAGCUGGCAAAUUCAGACACCUGUCGUUGGGCCAGGGUCAAGAAAAGGCGGCGCUAGAGUUGCUGGAGAACGCGGUUACCAGAGGGCAGUGGCUCAUGCUGCAAAACUGUCAUUUACUACUCAGUUUUACGAGAGAGUUGGAAAAAACAUUGGAAAAUAUUGGAAUGCCACAUCCAGAUUUCAGACUGUGGUUAACUACCGAUCCUAAUCCCAAUUUUCCUAUUGGAAUUUUACAACAGUCACUCAAAGUCGUGACCGAGCCCCCUAAUGGACUAAAGUUAAAUCUCAAAAACACCUACUUCAAAAUGGCAGAUCAAGUCUUGGAAUGUUGCGAGCAUCCGGCUUACAAAGAUCUCGUUUACGUUCUGGCCUUUUAUCAUGCCGUUGUCCAAGAAAGAAGGAAGUACGACAAAAUCGGUUGGAACAUAAACUACGAUUUCAACGAAUCGGAUUUCAAUGUCUGUACCACAAUACUGGAUACUUACCUUACCAAAAAUCUGAGUUUUAAAGAAAGCAGGAUCCCUUGGAACAGUUUGAAAUAUUUGAUAGGAGAAGUAAUGUACGGUGGCCGAGUGAUCGACAACUACGACCGUCGUGUUUCGAAGGUUUACAUGGACGAGUACUUUGGCGACUUUCUCUUCGACACUUUCCAGCCGUACCAUUUCUAUCAAGAUGAGCAGGUCGACUACGUCGUGCCAGAAUCUGAUGAUCGUGCAUCGUACUUGAAGUUCAUAGAAGCACUUCCUUUGGUGAAUUCACCCGAAGUCUUUGGUUUACACCCCAAUGCGGAGAUAGGGUACUUCAGUCAGGCGACCAAAGAGAUGUGGUCUCAUUUGGUCCAGCUUCAACCACAGACCGUGCGCUUAAGCAAAAUAAUUGUCGGUAGUACCGGAAUAAGCCGAGAAGAGUUCAUCGACAACGUAGCCAAAGAAAUUUUAGGAAAAAUCCCGGACGAGUACGAUAUGGUGAAGAUCAAGAGAAACUUCGGAUUAUCUGUGUCGCCUACUACCAUCGUCCUCUUUCAAGAGCUUGAAAGAUUCAACAAACUGAUUAGAAAAAUGACGACAACUUUGCUACAGUUAAGAAAGGCGAUUGCCGGUGAAAUAGGUAUGGACGGAGUGCUUGAAAGCAUCGCAAACUCUUUGUACAAUGGAACACUACCAACAGAGUGGGCUAGACUGGCCCCGGAUACGCGGAAAAAUUUGGCUGGUUGGAUGGAACACUUCGAGAAACGAAUAGCUCAAUACACUAGUUGGUCUGGCUGCAACGAGCCAGUUGUAAUUUGGCUCUCAGGUUUGCACAGCCCAGAAACCUAUCUAGCUGCUCUGGUGCAGAUGGCCUGUCGAAAAAAUAAUUGGCCCCUUGACAGAUCGGUCAUGUAUACCGCGGUUUCGCGGUACGUCAAGGCUGAUGAAGUUGAAGAACGACCCGAAGAGGGUUGCUAUGUACAAGGGCUGUACAUUGAAGGCGCUCGCUGGGACGUAGAGGCGAAUUGCCUCAAGCGAUCGCAUCCAAAAGUAUUGAUCGAAGAACUGCCGAUUCUCACUGUGAUACCAAUUGAAGCGCAUCGGCUGAAACUUCUGAAUACAAUAAAAACUCCAGUGUACACGACCUCGAAUCGACGAAACGCUAUGGGCAUCGGUUUAGUAUUCGAAGCUGAUUUAGGUACCAAAGAACACGCAUCACAUUGGAUUUUACAAGGCGUUUCCCUUAUUCUUAAUACCGACUAAGCGAUGCAGUUUUAAACAAGUUUGUACAGUGUUUAUUCAUUUGAUUGUAAGUUGUAUAACUUAAAAAAAUAAAUAGUUUUUAAUAAA